AUUUAAAUCUAAAUUUAAUUUUUGUAAAUUUUCGAGAAUUUUUUUGUGAUCCAUUGGGGGAGGUCAAGAGGCGGUCCGGUGUUAAUUUCCGGGUCGAACAAUGGUUCCGGUCACAGUCAGAGAGAUCGGCUCCGUCUGAAUCGGAGGCUCAGCUGCUUCGCCCAAUUGUAAUUACCUGCUUAUUGAGGUAAUCAUAAAUUCAUCACCGAAGAAGUAGAUAUAUUGUUGUUGUUUUCUGUGAUUUCUGUUGUUUUCAUCCCGAGAUUGCGUUUGGUUCGAUGGCUAGAAGUGGAAGGGGAAGUGAAGAUAUCUAAGUUAGAAUUGCCGUCAUAUCCCAAUACUCAUGAAUCACAGUAUGGCAUCUUUAGUAUGCUCUCCAUACACAAGAUUGUCGUGUACUCUUCCCCAUGUUCGGUGUCAUCACCCCAACAAAUCUGUGAAGCAUAAUAGUAAUAAUAAUAAUAUUCUUAAUGGAGGAACCUUUCCCAAAAUGCCCCUUAAACUGCUGCCUGUUUGCUGUUCGAACCCCUCUUCAUGGGAACCUGCACCCUAUGCUCUCAGAGGUGAUGGCAAAACAAGAUUUCUAGAAGGGACCACUAGUUUAUUUGACACUAUGAUUCCCAAAAAAAGUGAAGAAGAAGAAGAAGAAGAUUCAAUAAACAAAAUCAAUACUACAGAAUCAAGUAGUGAGAGGGCUGUGAAGAUUCAAUACUUUCAAUGGCCAAUGUGGCUUGUUGGACCGGUCCUACUUUUAGCCACAGGAAUCGUACCCACUCUAUGGCUACCCAUUUCAUCGGUCUUCCUCGGACCCAACAUAGCCAGCCUUCUUUCUCUGACAGGUCUCGACUGCAUUUACAAUCUCGGAGCUACACUCUUCCUCCUACUCGCCCAUUCGUGCGCACAAAGACAAAUCCCAACUCAAGAUCCCAACAAUGCCCCUCCUCUCACUUACCGGCUAUGGAACAUGUUUGCGAGCGUUGUUGGAUUUAUGAUCCCCGUGGCAGUCAUGUUGGGUUCUCAAAAGGGUCUAGUUCAGCCCCAUCUGCCCUUGAUUCCUUCAGCGGUUCUUCUGGGCCCCUAUCUUCUGCUUCUCUCAAUACAAAUGCUCACGGAGUUGCUGACGUGGCACUGGCGGUCCCCGGUUUGGUUGGUCACGCCGGUGGUGUAUGAAGGCUACCGGUUGUUGCAGCUGAUGAGGGGCUUGAAGCUGGGUGCAGAGCUAAGUGUGCCUUCAUGGAUGUUACACACAACCAGGGGCCUUGUCUGUUGGUGGGUAUUGAUCCUCGGCGUUCAGCUCAUGGCAGUCGCUUGGUACGCUGGUUUCGCUGCUAGUUCUGAUCAUCGACAAAAGCUGCGUGGUCUUGCUGCCGGCAAUUCCAACUAGUUUGUUGGAAUGUACUCUCUACUGUUUUUUUGGUGAUGUAUAUGAAAAAUUAGUGUUUUUUUUCUCUUUUUCUUUUGGUUUCUGCCAACACAUGAGAGGAAGAUAUAUGACAAGUUUAUGCUUUUAUUUAUACAACGAGUUGUGCGCUUAUGUGUUUUAUGUUGGUUUUUUAGCAUUUGCAUACAUUUUAACCGCAAAAAGAUUCACUUCUCUAACCGUGGUACAAAGACUUGAUAAAAUGGAUGAAUAGAGGAAGUGUAUAGUA
This is a messenger RNA of Cuscuta campestris, 1649 nucleotides long. The record is from the annotation of a GenBank genome assembly. Lineage: Eukaryota; Viridiplantae; Streptophyta; Magnoliopsida; Solanales; Convolvulaceae.